This is a messenger RNA of Lycium ferocissimum, 1035 nucleotides long. RefSeq lists its product as uncharacterized. Bases 1 to 1035 code for a protein of 344 amino acids. The transcript has 2 exons. NCBI's taxonomy places the organism in Eukaryota, Viridiplantae, Streptophyta, Magnoliopsida, Solanales, Solanaceae. The record is from RefSeq and is a predicted model, not a curated record.
AUGGCUAAGAUUCGUGUAAAAAUUGAUUUGAUGAAGCCUCUUAUUCAUAGUGUUUGGAUUGGUACUGAAGAUGAAAAUGACCCUUUAAGAGGAUAUGCUCAAAAAAUUAAAUAUGAAAAUAUCCCCAAAUACUGCAUACACUACAAAAAGCUGGGGCAUGCUAUAAUAGAAUGUCGUGUGUUGAAGAAGAAAAAAGAAAUUGAUAAGAAGAAGGCAGAAAGAAUGAUGCAACAUGAUACCUCAAAUAUAGAGAUGUCAAUAGAGCCUGUGAAGGAGACAACUCUAACUGAGAAUCAAGGAAACCAGGGGAAAUAUGGAAAUCAGGAUACACGAAGAAAACAGACUUUUCAAAAAGAUCAAAUCAGAACUAGACCAAGGGGUAGGAGUGAACCACCAAAAAUGUUCAAACCUACUGGAGCAGUAUUUGGAAUUGAUAAACCUUUGCCAGAUGCUGAUAAUUAUAAUAAAAAAGGUAUCCAAAUUGAGAAGGAUGAAGAGACAAAUGCUGAGGUGGUGGAACAUAUUGAAAUCACUGAGAUUCACCAACAAAAUAAGCAGAUUGAAGUAAUUCAGGAUACUUCAUGUGAGCAAAGGGCCCAGAAUAAUGAAGUUCAGCAACCAAUAGAAGGAGAAACCAAUUCUCAUGUCGACAGAAGUUCUAGGGAGGAAGGAAGAACUGAUGCUUCCAAAGGUAAUCAUCACCAAAAAGAACAUGAGAAAAGACAUGUGAUUCUGAUGAAAGAUUCCAAUGAGCUGAAAAUUGAUCUUUUUGGAGGUAAAUGGGAGGAAAUUGGGAGAAAAAGUGCAAAAAAAAAUUCUAGUAAGAAGAAUGGAAGUCCAAGAAAAUAUAGGAAUCCUAGAGAUGAGAACACCACAAUUACUCAGAAUAGUUUUGAUGAACUUAUGGAAGAGGCUGAAGAAAUCAAUGCCAAAGAGGAUAACACCUCUGUAGAAUCUGAAGAUAUGGAAGAGGAAGAAGAUGAUGAGGAAGAUGAUAGUGAACAGGAGGAGGAACAGAAAACUGCUGAAAAAUAG